UCCCUGAGCCCCAGCAGGCCCCUGUGGUCCACCGCAGACCACCUGGCCAGAGAGAGAUCCCCAGAGAGGGCCCCCAAAGUGCUAUGGCCGACUCUGACUGCAUGUGUUCGGUAUGCAGACCUGCUAGCUACAUGAUGAGUUCAGUUUUUCCCCGGCCCCCACCCCGAUCAAAGUCGCCCUUCCCUACUCUAAUUCAACAGAAGGCAGGGAGGAAGAAGUCUCGGUUCAAGCUGCUGAAGAGUCGUCUGUUUGGCCGUCUGAAGAGGAAGGAGACUGAAGGACGGAUGAAACAGAGCCAGUCCGCCAGUGAUGUCACUGCUGAUGUCAUAGCUCCGGGGGACGACGACUCAGAGGAUGACUGUUUGGGCGGUCCAAAUACACUGGGGUCCAGAGCUCUGUCACAUGACAGCAUCUUCCUGGCUGACCAAUCACAGAGCUCCUCUGAGCCGACGAGGGUUCUGUCUCAGGAGAACGUACACGGCAGGAUACAAGAACUGCAGCUGAAACUGCAGCGGCAGAACAUGUGUCUGGGCCCUCCCCCCUUGCUGAUCCCUGGAAAGAGAAUGGAAGAUUCUGGAGCCACCUCUGAGGAUGAUGGUUUACCCCAGAGCCCUCCAGAGAUCUUGUUCCAUGACCGAGCAGCACAGGGGCCUUCCUACAAGUUCCCUGACACUCACAGGCACCAUAGCUCUCUGAGUUUAGCAGGGACAGGAAGUGAGGAGGAGGAGCAGUGCCUCUCCCAGCCCUCCUCCCGUCCUCUCUCCCCGAAUCCUGCUUCCCCCUGUUUCCACUCCCCUGCAGUGGACUUCACCAGCCCAGCCCAGUACACUCCUAUCCUGGACAGCUCUGCCGCCCGUUACCGCAUGUCUGUUAAACCCAGGAACCAGAGGGCCAGCGCCAAGGGACGGAAAGGUCCCCUGAGAGCAAGCAGACGUGGCUCAGAGAGCCUGAGUGACCUGGACCCAGACCAGCCCCUGUCUGAGAGGGAGGAAGAGCAGGAUGGAACGGAGGACGAGGACAGAGAGGAAGAGGAGGAGAGGGAGAGACCUUUCUCUUCAUCUCCAAAAGACUCUGAGGAGAAGCCCUGGCAGUCAGUACCCCCUGGUGGUCAGAAAGAAGUAUUACAGAGACAAGAGUCCUCCGAGACAGAGGGACGCGUCACCACCAACCCUCUCUACCUCCAGGCUAUGACCUCUCCUCUAUCAGAACCCAUGACCAAGACCUCCAUCCUGGAGACCCAGAGCCUGCCCUCGGGAACCUAUCCGGGUCAAACGCCCAAGAACUCUCAUCCAGGAUAAUUCAGACCAGGGAAGUCGGCCUGGGUCUACAUCUGAAAAGACCCUCUCCAGGCCUCUCAGUCCUGUCUAUGGAUCAGACUCCACCACAAAUCAACUUCCCUCAAAAGAGAAGCCAGAGGAGAAUAUGACCCCAGCCACCUCUAACAAGGGAGACAGGUUGAGCAGAAACACACAGAGUGUGAGCCUAGCGGACACCAGCAGCUCUACAUACCACUCUGCUCUACCUACCCCUGCCCCUCGCAUUAUAAGACAAACACAGAGACCUGCUUCUGAGAGAGAGUCUGUCAGUGAGACUACAGCAGUCCCACUGUCGGGCGUUAAUGAAGAAACCUCCAAAUUGGACCUAGUGCAGAGGAGGAGAGGGCUACCUACUGGCCAUGAAGACACAAUGCCUAGAGCAAACAGUUUCUUCACCUCCUCCUUGAGACAGCGUUCCAAGAGCGCCACGAGCAGAGCCCACACAGGGACGAGAAACAAGGAGAUGAAUGCAGAAGGAAAAGGAGGGGAGUGUUUGGUGGCCAAGAACCCUCAUCAGGAGUCUGUCAGAAGGCAAGAGGUAAAACCAGAGCAGGCCACAUUUAAAGGCCUGAAGGAAAACCAACCACAACCCUCACCUCAGGAGAGAAAAGUACAAACAGAGGUAGAAGUCGUGGAGGAGACAGGACUGAAGGGAGGAGAGAAAAGGGAUGGGCAGAGUGAGGGAAAUGAGGAGAAGGAUCAGGAGCAGGAGAGGAGGAGUGAAGCUGCGCACCACUUCUGCGCACCACUUCUCAGUCUGAAGUAUCGCUUGGAGAAGGACCAAGAAUUCAGGGUUAAGUGUCAUAUUGUCUCAACAACUGCAGAACCAGUCAAAGGCGAAAUUGGCACAAGUUCAAAGGUCAGGGGUGACUUGGAAAAUAAGGCUUCGAGGAAGGGCCCGUCACAAGUGUCUGACUGCCCCCCCCAUACACCCCUGACAGAAACAGACUCAACGAGAACCAAGGUACGUGUGUCCUCUAGAACGUCGUCGAUACUUCAGCAGAGAAAUUGAGCCUCGCGUUCAACGCUCUGAGUUGUUGAGGAAAUUGACCCACUACGCUGUUUACUUUCUGAAUCUAUGUCAUAUCGCUGAGUCUAUAUUGAAUAACUAUUAACUUGGACUAUGCACUAACUGACUUUGCGCUAACAAGGUGUUCUAGCUCACACGGUUGCAGCUAUGUCAGUCUACUGAGGGCCCUGUUUCAAUAGCAUGUACUCACCUCUAGGCACUGUCUUGGUUCUAUCCUUAGAUGAUGAUGAUGAUACUGACCUGGUAGUAGAUGCCUUUGCAGACCCAGACAAAGGCCCAUCCUCCAGACCUGCUCUGGGGCUCCCAAGAGGGGCUGAGACCCCUGGGUUUAAUGGGUCAGCUGGAUCGGAGCCUGUCUGGAUGUCCAUGGCCCGGGAAAAGACCAGGAGUCUCCAACAGCAUCUCAGUCCAGAGACAGAGGCUGGGACAGGGAGGACAGGGGGGACAACAACGCCCCAGUACACCACAUCACCAUGGCCAGCUCCAACCCCAGCCCCACAGCCGAGAUUACAACCAACAGCUCAGCCAUCAACACAACCUCCAUCACAAUCACAGCCAAGCACAAAAACAGCCUCGCAAAAACAAACAUCACUCCCAGUGGUACAAUCACCAUCUCAACCAAUACCAUGCCGUAGACCAAUCCUACAGGAAAUGCAUCUGACAGCUAAACUCAAAACAUUGCCUUCAGAUCAGCCUAACACACAAACAGCAUUACAACCGACACCACAAGGAACAGCUCAACAGCUGACACAACCGUCCUCCCAACCUCACAUGCCAACCAGACCAGCUCUACGAGGAGCGUCUGAGAGAUCCUCCACGUCUCUGAAGAGAGCUGAGAAGAUGCCUGUGGAGAAAUGGACAGAAAGAGCGCUCCCGACUGGGACUAUGGAGGAAUCUAGCCAUGGUCAAAUUGAGAUUCACACCUCAAAGCCUGAGAUACCUUCUUCAUCGUCAUCAUCGUCAUCAGCCAACCAGGAUGGAACUUGCCAAGAGGAAAUCUCUUGCCUGGAGUGACAUGGCUAUGGACUAAGAGAAAUGCACGUGUGUGUGUGUGUGUGUGUGUGUGUGUGUGUGUGUGUGUGUGUGUGUGUGUGUGUGUGUGUGUGUGUGUGUGUGUGUGUGUGUGUGUGUGUGUGUGUGUGUGUGUGUGUGUGUGUGAGGUAAAGGGGUUCCUAAAGAGAAUAAGGAGAAGACUGAAAUAAAAUAAUGAUUUGUUGCUGAAUGUGUUGUUUCAACCUACUGGAUUCAGAGUUUAAAACCCAUUUCCCAUUACUGUGCCUUACUCUUCUAACCAUUAAAUAUAAAAGAAAUGACUUAUAUUUCACUUAUAUAUCACUUAUAUUUUACUGCAUAUAACAUCACUAAAACAAGGGGUAUGGACUUUUAAGGCACAAGAGACCAUACUCUUGUCUUGUAACUUGUUGGUUGCUGGUUCAAACUCCGCUUCAGUUUUUUCACUGCUUUUGACAUAUCACUCCAUGCUAGAUCCCUUCGAACAACUGUCUCAAAGUGUUGUCUGGAAUAAAUAUACUGUCAAUUGUA
Oncorhynchus keta (chum salmon) is the source of this 3888-nucleotide messenger RNA. Its product is annotated as CRACD-like protein. Bases 84 to 1298 code for a protein of 404 amino acids. The record is from RefSeq and is a predicted model, not a curated record. The transcript is spliced from 10 exons. Lineage: Eukaryota; Metazoa; Chordata; Actinopteri; Salmoniformes; Salmonidae.